Capsicum annuum is the source of this 888-nucleotide messenger RNA. RefSeq lists its product as uncharacterized. The transcript has 2 exons. Lineage: Eukaryota; Viridiplantae; Streptophyta; Magnoliopsida; Solanales; Solanaceae. Bases 70 to 714 code for a protein of 214 amino acids. The record is from RefSeq and is a predicted model, not a curated record.
CAUAUCCAUUUUCCAGGGCACUCGAGAAUCAGAAUCAAACUUCUUAGGCAAAAAAGUAUAGGAAGAAAAAUGGCAUGCUGGUCAGCUGAAAAUGCAACCAAAGCGUAUCUUAGAGCAAUAAAGAUGGGAAAGAGAGCAAAGGAGCCAGAGAUGGCAGAGUUCAUUUCAGCACUUGCUGCAGGCAACAAUGCACAACUGAUGGUUGUUGCAUGUGCCGGUGCAGCUGACUCGGCCACCGCACUAGCUCUAGUGGCUGCAGCUCACCAGACAGGUGGCCGAGUCAUCUGCAUCAUUGGAUCAGCUGACAAGCUAAUUCCAUCAAUCGAAUCUCUAGGCCACAACUCAAGACACGUUGAGUUUGUAACCGGAGAGGCCAGCACACUACUAAUGAAUGAUUAUAGAGAAGCGGAUUUCGUACUCAUUGAUUGCAACCUCAACAACUGCGAAGGCAACCUUCAAACAGCUCGAAUGAUGGGAGAAAACGUGAGUGUUUUGGGAUACAACGCACUUUGUAUGGGUUCAUGGAGAUGCGAGAGCUUCAAUGCUCAUUUAUUGCCCAUAGGGGAAGGAUUGUUAGUGACUACUAAUAAAACGGCGAAAAAAGGGGGGAAUUUGGGAGUUUCAGGGAAGAAGAGUAGAUGGAUUGUGAAAGUAGAUAAAUGCACAGGAGAAGAACAUGUUUUCAGAAUCAAAGGGAAGCCAGUUGAAGCCUAAGGCUCUCUAUUUUGUGAACUCUCUUUGCUAGAUUAGUAGUGUAGAUUAAUUAGGAGAAGAUUUUUUUCACCAUGUCAAAUGCUAAGCAUAGAGAUUUGGAUUCUCUCCUUAGUAGGCUAUAUGAUUUUGAAUUGUAAAUAGCUGCAAUAUUAUUAAUUAAGCCUUAUUGAUUUA